GACCAGAAAGGCACCAAGUCUCACCAUCUAGGGGGAAAAGAAGCAGAGGUAUAGAUCGCUUGCCACAGCCGAAAGGCUUUAAAUAGUCAUCCACCUCUGCCAUGGCCAGCAAUGUCUCUUUUGCAUUAACUGUGGCAACCCCAGAGCCAUUCCUUAGAAGGAACCAUAUCUUGAAGCCAACAGCUACUGACACCACCAGCUUCUUUCAUCAGUAUCACUGCAUUCUGUUUAUUAAAGUAUCAUUUUUUUAAAAGGACAUGUGCACGACAACCUGUGCUCGGCUCCUGGGGCCAUGCCUCCUUACCUUGGGCCUGCUUUCCAUCUUUGCCAACCUCCUCCUCCUCUUUCCCAGCUGGGAAAGCCAUUACUUAAUCUUGCGCCAGAUUACGGAGAAGGCAAUGCUCCUGCCAGGACUGUGGGGUGGAGGCCUUUUAGUUUUCCCUGCAGCAAUUCAGAUCACAAGCAUUGGAUGGGGGUGGAGUUGCAGUAGAAGCUCUGGAAAUUGUCAGAAGAUGUUUCUCACCAUUGUGUUAUCAGCACUGGCUCUGCUGGGGUCAGCUGCUUGUUUUAUUAUGUCUGGUGUGGGCUUGGCAGAGGGCCCCUACUGUCUCUAUGUUGCCAUCCACAAUCAGGUGAAGACGGAGCAGUGGGGUUACCCAUUCCGUGAGAUGGACAAUCAGGCCUUGGAUGAUGGCAGGAUAAAGAACUACUUGUAUGACCCCACACUUUGGAAGUCUGUUUGCAUCGAACCUCAGAACAUUGUGGCCUGGAAUGUCUAUUUCUUUUCUGCCCUUCUAAUCAUCAGUAUGGUGGAGAUGGUCCUGUCUGUUCUCCAGAUCAUCAAUGGGUUCUUUGGAUGUAUCUGUGGUUUUUGUGAAAAGAAAUAGGUAACAUGGACUCAAAAAUGUUUUACAUCAUAUUUUCAGUCAUUGCUGCCUCUUCAUCUUACAGAGGAAUGGGUCCCAUUUCUCCGUAUACACUCCAGCAGGGGAAGAUAGCAGCAGGUAGUGAUUGCUAAAGCUUGUCUCCUUCUGAACUAGGAGAACAAUACCCAGAGGUGGCCCUUCCUGCAGGCAUGGCGAGGCAGCUGCAUCAGGUAGAAGAUUUGAAGUCUUAUGAGAGGACAGCAAACCAUUAGUUUAUUUAUUUUUAUUGUAUUUUUAUUGGCAGGCAGGGAAGAAGAAACACACAUGUGGGAUCUUUCUGUCUUAUAUGUCAAAAUAACAUGACUGUCUUUAGAUACUAAUACAGUACUCUGACUGAUGUGGGCUGGGGAGAGGCAUUUGGUACUCUCCUUCAGGCAGUGGAAUGUUUUGGACCAGUGCUUCUGAAGCCCUAGCAGAGUGUUUAUUCUUGGGAUUAUCAGCCAGAGUAACAUGAAGGUCUAAUUGGAUGCAUAUUGUCCAGAAAAGGAUCCAGAUGCGAUAAUACCACACACACUGGCAUAAAAAAUACAGGGCUAGUCCAAACCAUUUUGACUCCUGAGGCAAAGGACAAAAUGAGUCGUCUUCUCAUAACACGUACAGACAAUGAACAGACUGGCAAAUUUACUUUGGCGCCACACUGAUGUCUGGCAACUGGAGCUGAGAACAGCAGACUAGCUUAGUAGUCAGAGGGAGGGUCAUGUACUGUGCAUAGCUCUUUAAUCCAAACUCACGUAUAGUUCUAGUUCUUGAGAAUUUGCUGCCUGAGGUAGCAGCUUCAUUUUGCCUCAUGUUAGGACUGACCCUACAUCUGUACAGCUAUGGAUCUCCAGAUUCUUGUCACGCUGUCUUACACUUGGUGUCAGCAUGACUUGGGCUCGGUUUUAGAAUUGUGUAAAGUGACAGGCAUGUAAAAUUAUGAUGCCAUUUUUGAGCAGUUAGUAAAAACAAAACAGUUUUGGGGAUGGUUCAUGAAAAGUGUCUGUGAGUGUUCAAUGCCAGGACUGAGACUGGGAGUGUCAGUGUUACAGGAAGACAAACUAGCCCUGACUACUUAAUUUUGUUAGUUAACAGUAAUGGGAAGCCCAUGGUGGGGCAGAGAAGCAGCUCACUCAUAGCAUUUCAGGAGAAGAUGCCCCUUCUGCUCAUACUAUGGGCUGCCUCUGAAAAGAAGACACCUUCUACUAAUUUGGAAAGUAAUUAAUUUCUAUUCCUUUCCUUCUCUCCAGCAUUUAAAAUUACAUUCAGAUUUUUUUUUUAAAAAAAGGGUCAAUUUUGGCUGUUUUUUGGAAAAUGCAAUCAUUUGAAUACAAAGAAAUCUCAGCCAGUCAAACUGAUGAAAACGGGCCCCAAUUCACUAAUUGUGUGGAAGAGUACAAAGAUAUAUGCUAAGUCUGUGCCUUAGUUUUGGUUUUCAUUAUUGCAGGUUCAGCACAGAUCUGACUUCUGUUUCUCUCUGGAAAGCACAAGGCAAAGCCUGCCAGAGAAUAGUUAGUCAUUGCCCACCUUCUGGAGGAAGAUAUAUUUCCUUGCCCUCUAUGAUAAUAUAGGUCACCCUUUACCGGGAAAUAUGCAGUGGAACCACAGUCACUAAAGGAACUGUUACUCUGGCAAGAAGCUGGGAGGAUGACUUCAGAGUAUUGAUCAAAAGACUUUUACAGUAUAAAUACAGUGAUGUUAUAAUGAUUAUCUACCCAUUAUCCUUAUCCUUGUGGUUAAGCAGCAGUGCCACAGCCAGUGCUCGGGACUUGCAUUCAAUCCUGACGGGCAGAGGUUGCUGGGUCAAGCUUGACUGAGCCUUCCAUUCUUCUGAAGCUGGUAAUUGAGUACAGUAUCUCGCUUGCUAUGCUAGGGGUGGGGGCAAAGUGCGGCCUGCAUAAUUAAACUGUGAACUGCCCUGAGAGUGUUUUAAGCACUAUGGGGCACUGUAUAAGCAGCACACUUUGCUUUUGCUUUAUCCUAGUAAUGAUUAUCCUGAGUACCUCACCAACCCUCUGACUAUGACUCUAAAACAAUUAUUUUUCAAACCCAAGAAACCCUUGCUACAUUAUGUCAAAGUAGUUUUGAUUUUCUGGAGGCAGAGGGGGAGGUACAUACAAAAACAUGAAUGCAAAAUUUCUGCUCCAGGUUAUAUUAGAUGGCCUGAUUUGGGGUCUUUCUUUCUACCUACCGAUGCACAGUCUGUUUCUCUGAGUCCAUGCAAUUUGUGUAUGGUUUGGCAACUGGAGAGAAGAAGCACUAAAAUCCAUUUGAAAUUUUGGUCCAACAACAAGUUCAUUCUCCAGAGACAAUAUGAAUCAAACUGAGCAACACAAAUAGCAUAUCAUUAGAUGAGGGAAUUCCUUAAGUGUUGAAAGAUGAUGCCUGUUCAUCACAACACAAGUUUUUCUCACUUCGCUCAUUUUGCCAGUUUGUUUGCUUUGGCUUGUGAUUGGCCUCUAGGAGGUAAACACAGAAUUCAUUUGCCUGCUUAAUGAAUUUAGAAUGCCAUUACUUAAGAAAUCAAUUUUGAAGAAGUAGCUGUCUUAGACUAUGCAAGCACAUCAGACCAAAAAAAAAAACCAAUCAACAACAUAAGACAAAAAUGUAGUGACACUUUAAGACUAACUGCUAUAUUCUCAUAUGAACUUUUGUGGAUCAAGUCCACUUCCUCAGAUAUAAGAGUGAAACUGUACAAUGGUUAUAUUUAUCCAUGGCCCCAUGAACAGGUGGGGAAACAAAUAAGACAAAGUGACAAUAAUUUGUUAGUACAGUAAUGGAAUAAGCAGAUUGUGAAUAAUUCCAGUUAUCAGUCUAGGUAAAAAUAGCAUAGCUGACAAAAUGGUGACUUGCAGGUGGUUCAAAGAGUAUCUAGGUAGAUGUAAGUGUUGAGAUUUAUGCCCAUUAAUUAUUUUGCACAGAGAUUGCCCUGUUUGUCUUAUGUAGAGUGCAAAAGAACAUUAUCGGCAACAAAUGGUGUUGAUUGCAUUGACAGAAGAACAAGUAAGCACAACACUGAUGUUCAUGGUGUUGUUAAUGGGUUUGUAAUGGUAUUGCCAGAACAGAUGUGGGGCCAGAGCUGGCAUCUGGGAUUGCAGGAGGGUUCCGUUUUAAUUUCUGCAUCUAUACAUACAACCAUUGUCAAAUACACAAUACAGCAAUACUGGCAACUCCUUUCCAACUUCCUAUUUCAAGAGACAAGCUUUUCUUGCAAUGCAGCUGUGGAACAUGGAAUCUAAUGGGAAGCUGGGAGGUGUUUUUAGACAUGUGGUUUGUAUUUGCUUCCUUUCACAAGAUGAUUUCAGAAGUAUCCUAUUGAUGAAACUCUGCCAAAUAAAGCCAGAUUAGCUCCAUCUGUAGUGUGCUUUGCCACACAGAAGAUACUUCAUCUAAGUUGAUUUGCUGCUGAAAAUGGGUUUUAAUCUGUUAACUACUGUUAUUUAUUUUCUUCACUGACAUAGAGGCUGACUACAUGGGUCAUUUGGCCUGAUGUUUGGAGCACUGCAAGGAUGGGCUGAUACACUCCUAAAGCUGGGGAUUAGAGGAUGUCUUUGCUAGAGUGCACCAGCCCUCCCCUGAGCGUUCUUAACUGCACCUUUCUGGACCCUAUCAAGGGGCUUCUAUUUCUCUGAUGCAGGUAGGAUCAUGCUGAUUUGGAUCAGUUCCAGCUCACAUGAUUGCUGGAACUAAUCUAAAGCAAGUCCUUCUCUUUCAAUUUGCCAACAUCAUGAAGUGAGUUAAUAAGCAAUAUUGGCAAAUUAAUUGCUUCCCCUGCUUGGCAGAGGGCAAGGGAAGUGAGGGAUUUUUUUAAACUCUAUAUAGACUAUCACUGAUAUGCUACAUCAGUUAUACAUAUAUUUUUAUUAAAAUUCUCUGCUUCAUCUUAAAGGACCAGUCAAGAAACCACCCACAGUACCUUUGACUGCAUGCAGUUUCUUGAUCGGCCCUUUAAGAGAGAGCAAAGAAAGGAUUUUUUUAAAAUAAUAAUAACGGAGGCAGCAUUUGAUACACAGUCUAUAUACAGUCAAAAAUAUUCUUUCAUUUCCCUUGCCCUUUGCCAAGAGGGGGAAUGAUCAAUUUGCCAGGAUCAUAAAUUGGCUCUCUUAUUAAGCCACUUCGUAAUAUUGGCAGAAACC
This is a messenger RNA of Pogona vitticeps (central bearded dragon), 5038 nucleotides long. RefSeq names its product transmembrane 4 L six family member 19 (gene TM4SF19). Gene Ontology annotation, cellular component: membrane. Lineage: Eukaryota; Metazoa; Chordata; Lepidosauria; Squamata; Agamidae. The record is from RefSeq and is a predicted model, not a curated record.